Messenger RNA from Plasmodium gonderi, 936 nucleotides. Its product is annotated as casein kinase II beta chain. Gene Ontology annotation, cellular component: cytoplasm; protein kinase CK2 complex. Bases 1 to 936 code for a protein of 311 amino acids. The record is from RefSeq and is a predicted model, not a curated record. The transcript has a single exon. Gene Ontology annotation, molecular function: protein kinase regulator activity. Lineage: Eukaryota; Apicomplexa; Aconoidasida; Haemosporida; Plasmodiidae.
AUGAAUAAUAGUGAUUCAAACAAAGAUGAUAAUGAUUCCAAAUCAGAUAAAAGUACAUCAUGGGUAAAAUGGUUUAACAGUAAAGCCAUGAGCAAUUUUUUAGUGGAAGUAGAUAAUGAAUAUAUAACAGAUUCAUUUAAUUUAUACGGGUUAAAAUCCGAAAUACCAAAUUUUAAUCAUUUAUUGUCAAUAAUAGCUGGAGAUGCUCCUGAUGAAGAUGACGCUAAGAACACAUUUGGAAAAGAUGCUGUUUGUUUAUAUUCCCUAAUUCAUGCAAGAUUUAUUACAACUCCCAAAGGAUUAUCAUUAAUGAAGGAUAAAUACAUUAAAGGAGAUUUUGGAUGUUGUCCAAGAGUUAGUUGUUCGCAGCAUAAUGUACUACCAAUUGGUCUAUUUGAUCAAAUUAAAAUUGCAAAAGUGCAUAUAUAUUGCCCAUUAUGUCAAGAAAUUUAUAAAAUACCUGAAGAAGAAAAAGUAUACUUAGAUGGAUCCUUUUUUGGAACAUCUUUUCCGCAUAUACUUUUACAAACUUAUCCAUACUAUGCUACAUUGAAAACACCUGCUUAUUGCACUUCUAAAAUUUUCGGAUUUAGUGUUUACCAUAAUUUUACAAGAACAGAAUAUAAAAUUGCGAAAGGAGAAUUUGGGAAAUUGUCUAGAGAAAAUUUCCUUAAAAAAAAUCCAAAAUAUUUAAAAAAGUUAAAGAAGUUUUUACAAGUCAACUUUAAGAAAAUAUUUGUUUUAUAUGAAACUUUAUUUUUCUUACACGUAUUCAUACCAAUCAUUGGGAAAAAAAAGAAAAAGAAAAGUAUAAUUAAAAUUUUAUUUGAUUCCCCUUUGAAAUGCCUAUAUGUUUGUAUAUAUUCAGUUGGGCAUUUACAUAUAAUUACUUGUAUGUAUAUAAAUUUUUGCUCAUGUGCAUGGGAGAAUACAUAA